Molecule: messenger RNA, 1530 nt
Organism: Sorex fumeus (smoky shrew)
Lineage: Eukaryota; Metazoa; Chordata; Mammalia; Eulipotyphla; Soricidae
Gene: TANGO2
Product: transport and golgi organization 2 homolog
Exons: 9
Coding region: 104-934 (276 amino acids)
Biological process (GO): Golgi organization; protein secretion
Cellular component (GO): Golgi apparatus
Source: RefSeq, a predicted model, not a curated record
GCCUAGGUGGUGGCGGCGGUGCGCGGGCGCGGCACCCGGAAGUCGGCGGCUGCGGAGGCGACCUUGUGAACCCGCACAUGAGUGCAGCCUCCCCUUCGGCCCGAUGUGCAUCAUCUUCUUUAAGUUUAAUCCUCGCCCUGUUUCCAAAAAUGCCUACAGGCUCAUCCUGGCAGCCAACAGGGAUGAAUUCUACCACCGACCUGCCAAGGUAGCUGACUUCUGGGGGAGCAACAAUGAGAUCCUCAGCGGGCUUGACAUGGAGGAAGGGAAGGAAGGAGGCACUUGGCUGGGGAUCAGCACGCGGGGCAAACUGGCAGCGCUUACCAACUACCUGCAGCCACGGCAGGACCCGGAUGCCCGAAGCAGAGGUGAACUUGUGGCCCAGUUUCUGACCACCGACAUGGACUGCCUGUCCUACCUGAGGAAGGUCUCCACAGAGGGCCACCUCUACAACGGCUUCAACCUCCUCGCAGCCGAUCUGAGCACGGCAAAGGGAGAUAUGAUCUGCUACUAUGGAAACCGAGGGGAGCCCGAGCCUGUCGUGCUGGCACCAGGCUCCUACGGCCUGAGCAAUGCCCUGCUGGAGACACCCUGGAAGAAGCUGUGCUUCGGGAAGCAGCUGUUCCUGGAGGUGGUGGAACAGAGCCAGGUGCUCCCCAAGGACGCCCUCAUUGCCCAGCUCCUGGAAGUGCUCAAUAACGAGGAGGCGCAGCUGCCAGACCCGGCCAUCGAGGACCAGGGCCGGGAGUACGUGCAGCCCAUACUGAGCAAGUACGCGGCUGUGUGUGUGCGCUGCCCAGACUACGGCACCAGAACCAAUACGAUCAUCCUGGUGGAUGGGGAUGGGCACGUGACCUUCACGGAGCGCACCAUGCUGGACAAGGACCCUUUGCGCUGGGAGACCAGCACCUAUGAGUUCAGGCUGCAGAGCUAAUGGGCUGCUGUGAGGGGAACAACCCCAGCCACAUGUACCGCCCAUAAUGUUCCAUAUCCCCAGUGCCAGGCCCUGUGACUUGUGUGCAGUCCAUCUGUCUCCCCGUACCGAGGCCUGCCAUCAUGCUGCCCUUGGGGAAAGAUGGAGGCAUGGUUGGGGCCUGAGAAAAGCUCUUCGGAGAGGAAGAACAGCCUGCCUGGUGGACUCAGGGCAUCCUGAGUGUGCUGGGGGCCUCCUGUGGGGAGCAGUUUUGUAUGUGUUUGGGGCUCCACGUGGGGGGUGGGCCCACCUAUACCUGUGCAUCUCAGCAGGCUCUCAGGUAUUAAAGCAUGUGGAUUAUUUAUAAGUGGGCCCAGGUGAACCAGGGGUCACAGCCAGACUGUCUUGUCCCUUGUCCCUGGGAGUGCAGUUCCAGAGGGAUCUGUGCUUCAGUUGCUUCAUGCUGAGAAUAAACUUUGAGGCAGUGACAAGCCUGUGCCUGGCAGGCUCCUGACUUGUGUGACAGACAGGCUGGUGCUGACAUGGCUGUGGGCUGGGUGGGGGCUGUUCCCGGGCCUUGGCAGCUCCUGUGGAUGCAGCACAGCUGUGGUAAUGAC